AUGUCCUCACAACACAUUGAUAUCUGUGGCAAAUUCGGCCCUGAGAUGGACAAGACUGUCCAAGCCAUGAUUGCCAGAGGAAAGGGUCUUUUGGCUGCUGAUGAAUCUACAUCAACCAUUGGAAAGCGUUUUGAAAAGAUCUCCUUGGAGAAUGUUGAAUCCAAUCGUCAAGCCUAUCGUGAAUUGCUCUUCACUGCUCCAAAGGAAUACACCCAAUACAUCAGUGGUGUGAUUUUGUAUGAAGAGACCUUGUUCCAAUCUACUCUCAGCGGAAAGCCAUUCUCUGAAGUCUUGACCGAGGCUGGAGUUGUUCCAGGAAUUAAGCUUGAUUUGGGAGUCAAGAAUUUGCCAGGUACUGAUGGUGAGCAAGCCACUCAAGGUUUGGAUGAUUUGGAAAAGAGAAUUAAGAAGUAUUAUGAUAGAGGUGCUCGUUUUGCCAAGUGGAGAGCUGUUUACAAGAUCAACGACAAGGGAUUGCCAUCACAACUCGCAGUUGAUCAAAAUGCUGAGACUUUGGCCAGAUACGCAGCAAUUUGUCAAGAGAACGGUCUCGUUCCUAUUGUUGAACCUGAAAUUUUGGUCAUGGAAGGAUCUCAUAAUAUUGAAGUUUCAUUGCAAGUCACCAAGAGAGUGUUGGCUGCUGUCUUCCAACGAUUGAUUCAACACAAUGUUGAUUUGAAUAGAAUCAUCUUGAAGCCUAACAUGGUCUUGCCAGGUAACGAUUGUCCAACCAAGGCUGAAUGUGAUAAGAAGAUUGCUCAAUACACUGUGGAUGCUUUGAGUAGCACUGUUCCACCUGCAGUGAGAGGAAUUAUGUUCUUGUCUGGUGGUCAAUCGGAGAAGCAAGCUGUUGAGACUUUGAAUGAAAUCAACAAGGUCAAUGCUCCAAAGCCAUGGGCUCUCUCCUACUCUUAUGGUAGAGCUUUGCAAGAUUCUGCAAUCAAGACUUGGCAAGGAAAGAAGGAAAAUGUUGAAGCUGCUCAAAAGGCUUACAUUGAACAAGCCAAGAAGUGUUCAUUGGCUUCCAAGGGUGAGCUCUAA
Naegleria lovaniensis is the source of this 1041-nucleotide messenger RNA. RefSeq lists its product as uncharacterized. Gene Ontology annotation, biological process: glycolytic process. The coding region runs from base 1 to 1041 and encodes 346 amino acids. Gene Ontology annotation, molecular function: fructose-bisphosphate aldolase activity. The transcript has a single exon. The record is from RefSeq and is a predicted model, not a curated record. NCBI's taxonomy places the organism in Eukaryota, Heterolobosea, Eutetramitea, Acrasida, Naegleriidae.